Molecule: messenger RNA, 330 nt
Organism: Venustampulla echinocandica
Lineage: Eukaryota; Fungi; Ascomycota; Leotiomycetes; Helotiales; Pleuroascaceae
Exons: 3
Coding region: 1-330 (109 amino acids)
Source: RefSeq, a predicted model, not a curated record
AUGGCCGCCAGACUUCUCGAAAAUCUCCCAGAAACACCAAUUCAGACUCGAACGACGAUUCCGGAGGAGAUCGAAGUUAAAAUGGGCGCGCCCCAGGUGGACAAAGGCCGUCAAGAUUGUACAAUUUGGAUCUUUGUCGCCGUUUAUGGAGUACUGUUCUUGGAUUGGAAUACCCAGGGGAACCCGGAAAACCCCCCAUUUCAAGGGGUUCGAAACUGGUUCUUUGGCUUGACCGGCUCGAUAUGGUCCAGGGAUCAAGUGCAACGAAGAUCUGCUUCAGGAAACGAAAGCGCGAAGGAUGCAUCCCCCGCUACUAAGUCUACAAGCUGA